Molecule: messenger RNA, 1488 nt
Organism: Plasmodium vivax (malaria parasite P. vivax)
Lineage: Eukaryota; Apicomplexa; Aconoidasida; Haemosporida; Plasmodiidae
Exons: 3
Coding region: 1-1488 (495 amino acids)
Source: RefSeq, a predicted model, not a curated record
AUGUCGCCGGAGCCGUUCAAUGAAGUGGACUUCAUCGAGAAGCAUUACAACUUCAGGAAGCCAGAGGGAGGAGCCACACUAGACGAGAAUGAACAGAACAAACUUAUCCAAUUAUUGACAAUAUGCAAAAACAAAAUCGAGGGAGGAGUAGAAGAGCGUGAAGCGGAGCUGAACAACUACAUAAAGGCGCUGAAAAUUCUCAUCUUUUACAUCCCACAUAACGAUUCGAUUAAAAAAAAGAUAACGGAAAGGAAAACAUACCAGAGUUUAUUUUUAGGGAGGCAAAAUUAUGCUGACGAUGUGAAUAGCGUAAGCGGAAAUCGAAGUAGUGACCCGGAAGGAGAGAAAACAACUGGAAAUGUCUCCCCAUAUGCAGACAUGGACAAGUACGAAUUAAUAUUUUUAAUCAAUUUAGUAACCCACAAUGAAAACAGCUGGGAAAUAUUUGCAUUUCUGUACCCCUUUUAUUUUUAUCAUAUUAUCAUGAAUCAGCUUAAUAAGGAUUACAUUUUUAUGCUGCUGAACAAUUUUAUAAUAAACGAGAGAACGUAUGAGCAGCUUUGCACAGUGGAAGAUUUUUCCUUUGUUCUUUUUUUGUCCCUUUGGGAUUUUUUAAAAAAAAUUAAAAAGAAGGCAACCAUCUGUAACUACUUUUAUAUAUUUAUUGAGAAUUCCUUGAAAAAUGAAAAUAAGUUAUUUUUACACAUUUUGCAAAAUAUGAAAUUGUUGUAUGUUGAUUUUUACGCGCACACGGAAAAAAUGAACGAAAAUGUGAUUUUUUUUUUCAAGAAAGGCAUUGUAGCGAGGAAGUGCAAAAUUGCUCACCGGGGGGAGAACAAAAAUUAUUUACUCAAAUACAUCGCAUUGAUGUUUAAGCUCAUUUACGAAGCAGUGUACAACAUCCUUGAUGAAAAAAACUUGGAAUCAGAACAAAUUUGCAAAUACCAAAAUGUGUACAAAAAUACCGUUGAGCAUAUAAGGGAAAGUCUAACGUACAUAAAUGACAUAAACUAUUUUGACAACUUCCAAGAAACGCACAUCGAAUUGUAUCACAAAAAUGUUCUGUUCAUGGAUAUGUUCGUAUAUCAUAAAAAAAAAUUCAGUUUGGAAAACUUCAAGCUAAUUUUAUUCAUUUCCAACAUUUUUAGUGACCGUUAUGAAGAACUGGAUUACCUGACUUGUACAGAAAAAAAAAACUUCGUUGACAUUAUUUUUACGUACUUAAAAACGAUUUUGCGAGUGCGAAGUGAACAUUUUAAGAAAAAGGAGGAAAUGCUUUACCAUAAAUUUGUUUUAAACAGAUACAUCCUUAGCUUCGUGGCCAACUUUUCCGCAAAUCCAGAGGUGUCCAAUUAUAUCAAACAGAUUAACGGCCUUGACGUUUUGAGAAAAUUCAUGUACAUUGACGAUAGGGACACUUGUCUAGCGGAAUAUUCCAUUUUGGCCAUUAAACACAUCAAGGAAAAUGAAAACUUGGACGAUUUAUAA